Molecule: messenger RNA, 1077 nt
Organism: Botrytis byssoidea
Lineage: Eukaryota; Fungi; Ascomycota; Leotiomycetes; Helotiales; Sclerotiniaceae
Exons: 1
Coding region: 1-1077 (358 amino acids)
Source: RefSeq, a predicted model, not a curated record
AUGAAAGGCCGUCCUGUCGACCAGCUCGUGUACGAGUGUAUGUUUCCCAAACCCAAGACUGGCGAUCCGCAACAUUUCCAAGCCUUCUUGCAGCGCAGUCUGGUGCCUGAAGUUCGUCAAGAAACUAUAGGUUUUUAUGGUCACUUAACUUCGCAGGAAGCAAAGUAUCCUGGCUUAGAUUACUCUUACCGGCCGCAUCGCGUUCGACUCUCUCGAUUCCCGUGGCACAGACGACUAUUUCGAGCUUUCGAUAAUUUGAGACUGACGGAAUAUGAAAUUGCUACGUUGACAAAAUGGGAAGGCACAAGAUGGGCAAAGGAGAGAUUUGAGAAAGAGAAGGGAAUUAUUAUUAGGGAUACAACGGGUGAUGGAAUAGAAGAUUGGGUAUCGCCAGAGUUACGACCUACAGUUGUGCGAUUCGCAGUGCCAGCAGUAGAAGAAGAGUUGGAGGAGGAGGAAGAAGAAUUGGAUGAUAAUGACUUGGAAGAUGAUGAUGUAGACAGUGAUAUCGAGAUUACCAGUGUGGGAACUGCAUUGAAUGAGAGACUGAUAGCUGCAGCUGCUGAAAGAGAAGCUGGCAAUAUCACGGCACCAAUGGAUGAAGCUUGGGAACAAUGGAUGAAAGAUGCUUACGAAAAUGAUGGUGUCGGAAUCUCGAAUCCAAAUUUGAACCCAAAUGCCAAUAUCGUGGGUACGAGACCAGCUCCCAAUGGAUCAAGGGUUUAUGUUGCACAUCCAUCAGCUCAGCCUGCGAGUCAUGCAAGCCAUGCGAGAACGACGAAUUUAACCCCCCUUUUCGAUUCAUCCAAUGGUCGACAAAUUCCCUCAAGAUAUAUUGACAUUGGACGUAUUGACUCAUCGAAUAUGUCUUUUUCAAGAAUGCACACUGAAGGAGAUAGUGCAAGGGAAUCUAUCGAACAGACAAUUAUGAGAAGAAGGGAUAUUGAACAAGCAGUCGUGAGAAGAGCCGAUGCUAGUCGAGAACAUCGUUAUCUAUAUGCAACAAGACAUCCGGAUGUUUUGAGAAGUAUUCAUGGAAACCGUUAUGUUCCUGAAUAUGAAGAUUACUCUUCGUAG